Molecule: messenger RNA, 1335 nt
Organism: Rhodamnia argentea
Lineage: Eukaryota; Viridiplantae; Streptophyta; Magnoliopsida; Myrtales; Myrtaceae
Exons: 5
Coding region: 100-1011 (303 amino acids)
Source: RefSeq, a predicted model, not a curated record
UGAAAGAUUCAAACCUCCAUAUCCGAACUGAAACAAAGCAGAAAACCCAGAACUUGGAAAGUUGAGAAAUUUGAGAGAGAGAGAGAGAGAGAGCUGACCAUGGAAAACCAAUCUCCAAACUAUAUUCCCAGGCGAAGAGACCACCAUCAGGAACCAUCCUCGGACUUCAACUUGAACGAUUGGGAUUUGAAAGCCAGCAGGAUCAGCAGACACAACACCAGCUCCCGAAGGUUCUCCGCUUCCAACAUCAGGAGCUUCCGAGAGGACAACCGCUCUUUCCGUUCCAACUUCACCACCUCCAGCACUGCUUCUUCCCCUGGCUACCCUUGUUUUAGAGAUGAGAUUGAUCCUUCAACAUACUCCUUCACCACUGCUCUCAAAGCAUUGCAGGCGAGGUCAGGGUAUCUGUGGGAGUGCUUGUCGCCAGAAGGAUUCGCUCUGAAUUCAAAGUGGAGCGAUGCAGAGAAGUACAUCAGCAACCCGCUCUCCGGGCAGGUGCCAAUGGAGUGCCUGUCUUCAAAAACUCUCAGUGCCAGAUCUUUCCGCAACAUGAUGACCAGCCGGAUCACCAUGUCUGCACCUCUCAUCUACUCUGCUUCUUCACAUCAUUCGUAUUUCUCUGUACAAACCAGUAACAAGCUUGCCUCUCCCAACCCACAAGAAAAUGUGCUCCAAAUCCCAAUUCAAGAAAAGAAAGUGGUGAGAGCGACUAGGGAUAUUGGAAUUCAGAGCACGCUGACCGAUCUGACGUCGAGCAGCCCAAGCCUGGCUUCGACACCGUCGAUUGGAGAGAGGAUGCCGAAACGGUGCAGUGCCGAUAGCGAGGAGUCGCCACAUUCAAAUUCGAAAAUGAAGUCCGAGGAAGAGGUACGAAUGCUGGGGCGAAAGAAGAAACGGGAGACGAAGAAGAAGAGGAAGGCAGCACGUCGACGAGAGACAGCGAGGAGGGAGAGAAGGAAGAUGGGCAAAGGAGUUGCAGGUGCAGGCAAGUCGGGUGCCUCUCAUGGAUGAGCAAGAGGAAGCAGAGGGAGAACCACAGGAGGCGACCCGCCCGGAAGAUCAAGGCGUUGCUGUCGCAGAUCGGAGCGUGCUAAAGACGGAGAUGGAUUGCACUUGUUGUUGGGGAGUGAAAAGUUUGUGAAUUGUUGUUGUCACGAAGGGAUGGCAUGGCAGCUUUUUUUUCUUGGAGAUCACAUGCUCGUUUCGAUUCUCUCCUUAUCCUGGCUCGAAAUUUGCUGUUGUAGGGUCGACCUCUGUGGACCUCAGAAAGAACUGAGAAGGCAUAUGGCAGGAGCCGAAUGGAAGAAGGCAAAUAAUUUUGUGGAAAACUAGGUG